This is a messenger RNA of Micropterus salmoides (largemouth bass), 974 nucleotides long. RefSeq names its product transmembrane protein 120B-like. Gene Ontology annotation, biological process: fat cell differentiation. The record is from RefSeq and is a predicted model, not a curated record. The transcript is spliced from 10 exons. The coding region runs from base 25 to 942 and encodes 305 amino acids. Gene Ontology annotation, molecular function: nucleic acid binding. Gene Ontology annotation, cellular component: membrane. NCBI's taxonomy places the organism in Eukaryota, Metazoa, Chordata, Actinopteri, Centrarchiformes, Centrarchidae.
UGAUUUUCCUACAACCCACAAGGUAUGGCGAUAAGUCGACGUCUUAUGGGCAGCCAAGUUCCUAUGCUGGCCAGGGGCAAGCAGCAGACAGCUAUGGGCAGCAAAGCUCCUAUGGUAGCCAAGGGCAAGGAGGUGGCAGCUAUGGAAGAUGGAGUGAAAGUGAAAGUGGUGGUCAGGGUGGGCGGUUCGGACGUGACCAAGGAGACCGUUCAGAAGGAGGGGCCUACAGAGGCCGAGGCCGUGGUGGUUAUGACCGUGGUGGUUAUGAUCGUGGCGGUUAUGACCGCGGUGGAUACGACCGUGGCGGAAGAGGUGGACCUCCUGGUAUGGGGCUCUCGAGACUACGGCUCAAGGGAUGAACCAGAUGGUGAGCAGGACAACUCUGACAACAACACCAUUUUUGUCCAGGGACUGGGAGAAGAUGCCACCGUUCAGGAAGUCGGCGACUUCUUCAAGCAAAUUGGUAUCAUCAAGAAUCAAGGCUGGUGGGUUUCUCAUCACUACGUCUCAGCUUUUCUGUCCGGUGUAAUGCUGACAUGGCCAGAUGGGAACCUGUACAAGACAUUCAGGAACCAGUUCCUUGCUUACUUCUUGUACCAAAGUUUUGUUCAGUGUCUGCAGUGCUAUUAUCAGAGCGGGUGUCUGUACAGACUGCGAGCUCUGGGAGAAAGACACAACAUGGAUCUGACCGUGGAGGGAUUUCAGUCGUGGAUGUGGAAAGGGCUGACGUUUCUUUUGCCCUUCCUCUUUUUUGGUCAUUUCUGGCAGCUCUUCAAUAGCCUCUCUCUCUUCAAAAUGGCUCAGCUCCCAGACUGUAAAGAAUGGCAGGUCCUGAUGUGUGGUCUCUGCUUCCUUAUUCUGUUCAUGGGAAACUUCUUCACUACUGUCGCCGUGGUCCGCCAGAAGCUGAAGAGCAGGAAUCAGAAACUAAAGAAUAUGUGAUAUAUACUAAUAAAUGAAAAAAAAACAACAUC